Molecule: messenger RNA, 6810 nt
Organism: Medioppia subpectinata
Lineage: Eukaryota; Metazoa; Arthropoda; Arachnida; Sarcoptiformes; Oppiidae
Source: the annotation of a GenBank genome assembly
AUGACCUUGUGUAUUAUCGAUGAGAUCGUUGUAUUGACAGUAAUUGUGACCCAAUUCUCGCCCAAAACAACUGACUUAAGCCUUAACCGAGGGCUGCCGACGGCGGCCACAGACGUGACGGAAGUGGUGUCGGGAACGGCCGCCAAACUGGCCCUACAAUCGGCCGAAAGCCAUAUGAAUACGAAAAACGGCCGAAAUUUGAUGAGAUUUUCCGAAAGAAUGAAUAAAAGGUUGACUCAGAGGAAGAAUAGGCCCCGAAGUGCGGUCACAUCUGCGGUGUCCGUGUCGUCCGCCAGUCACUCAGAUGUGGACCAAAUAUUUGAUAAUUUAACUCAAUUAGAAGAAGCGAAUCUCAUUAUGGAUGCCAAUAGUGGUGCCAACUCUGGGAUCAGAUCCGGACAGGUGAGAAGUGAUUUCGUGGAGAGUAUGGACAGUCCGGUCUCGAAGUCUGAGCCGCAGUCCAAUAAAAUAGAGGCACUCGAUUGGACGAAACUGAUGGUCGAAAUACGGUCUUUGAGUUUCAGUUACGACAGGAAGAAGAAAUUCAUUGACAAACUCAAUAUGUCUGUACCAAAGAGUGCUAUAUAUGGUCUGUUAGGGCCGAGCGGUUGCGGGAAAACAACACUACUUCGACUUAUUCUGGGAUUAAUUAAACCGAAAAUGGGUUUAGUGAAGGUGAAUGGCAAACCACCGGGUGAUCCGGCCAACAAGAUUCCCGGCAUUGGUGUUGGUUUUAUGCCACAAGAAUUGGCUCUCUUUCAAGAGAUCACUUUAAACGAAGCGCUCAAAUACUUUAGCAAAUUAUACGGUAUGAGCGAUGAGCUGACACUAUCGAGGAUCAAGUUUUUGGUCGACUUUCUUGAUCUGCCCGAUGCCGACAGACUCAUUGGCACAAUGAGUGGUGGACAGAAAAGACGUGUCUCACUGUCUCUUUCGCUCGUCCACAAUCCACCGAUUCUUAUAUUAGAUGAGCCAACAGUAGGAACUGAUCCAGUGUUAAGAGAGCGGAUUUGGGAACAUUUGGUAGUGUUAUCUCAAACAGAGUCGACAACUAUUAUAAUAACCACUCAUUAUAUAGAAGAGGCCCGAAGAGCACACGUGAUAUCGCUUAUGAGAGAAGGAAAACUACUCGUUGAACACUCGCCUCAACACCUAUUGACACACUUUUGUGUCCAAAAUCUGGAGGAAGUGUUUCUCAAGAUGUGUGAAGACAAAGGCGUGCAGAAUAUGCCACAGAAUUAUAACGACUCGAUCGCUAUUUACAGCAGUAAUAAAGCGGACAACGCUUUUGAAAAACCAAACGGAAAGCUAAACGGGAAUGAAGUGAAAGUUCGGGGCAAAGGAUCCGUUUCCUCGUAUAAGCGAGUGAUGACACAAACCCAUAAGAAUGGCAUAAGACUUAUGAGAAACAAACCUUUACUGAUAUUUGAGACCAUUUUGCCGACAAUAUGUAUCAUAAUAUUCUGUUUAUGCAUCGGAACGAAACCAUAUAAUAUUCAAAUAGCCAUUUAUAAUGGAGAAUAUGUGGAUAAUAACACGUUCUCAUUGUUCCCAACAUUGAGCCAAUUGUUUAUAAGUCAAAAACACUAUACGUCAAAUGAAUCGGCAAUUAAUGCGGUGAGAGAUACGGGCGAAAUAUUUGGCGCUCUUAUAUUCAACCAAAACUUCACGACUGGUCUCUACAAGAGGUUUACCAAUAAAUUUAACGCCACCGACGAUGACAUCGAUUACAGUACUAUUCAAUUCUUCGGAGACUUUACUGAUAUGAUAAUAACGGAAACGCUGACCAAAACGUUGAUCGACGCGGAGUACGACUUCAUGCGGGAGACAAUGAAUCGAUAUAUGGUUGUCAAUCAGGACCCGCAGAUGAGACGACAGGUGCGUGUGUUUGAUCCCAUCAUAAAGAUGAUGGACCCGAUCUACGGCUCGUUGGACCCGAACUUUCGCGACUUUAUGGCGCCCGGAAUCAUCAUUUCUGUCAUCUAUUUCAUGGCUGUGGGUCUGACGGCACUAACUCUGGUGGUGGAGCGCAAAGAGGGCCUAAUGGAGCGGUCGCUGGUCGCCGGCCUUAAGAUGCAUGAAAUACUGGCCUCUCAAGUGAUACUCCAGUUCUUUAUCGUCACACUUCAGGCGACACUUCUUAUGAUAUUUACGUUUCUGGUGUUUGAAGUGCCCAAUAAUGGCAAUAUGUUAUUAGUUAUAGUCAUUGUUUUAAUGCAAGGCGUGGGCGGCAUGUGUUUCGGUCUUGUGAUCUCAUCGGUUUGUAAUGAGGAGAACUCGGCUAUAAUGGCUUCUUUGGGAUCGUUUUAUUCAUAUUUCCUGAUAUCAGGAGUGAUUUGGCCGUUGGAGGGAAUGCCGCCCGUCAUUAGAAACAUAAGCUAUUUUCUGCCCCAAACUCUAUCCAUAAUAGCGCUGAGGAAUGUGAUGCUGAAGGGCUGGUCUCUGACCUAUCAAUACGUCUAUUUGGGUUUCGUGUCGAUAUUUUUGCGUAAAAUGUAUCUUAAGGUUAACGCCGAAGACACCGACCAAAAGAACUCGUUUAGAUGUCAGAGCAUUGAAUCACUCGAUUGGACACAACUGAUGGUCAAAAUCCGGUCUCUUGUCUUCACAUAUGAUAAGAGAUCCAAAUUCAUUGAUAAACUCGAUAUGUCUGUACCAAAGGGUGCGAUAUAUGGUUUGUUGGGUCCGAGCGGUUGCGGCAAAACGAGUCUAUUAAAGCUUAUACUGGGCUUAUUAAAGCCCAAAUCUGGCAAAAUUAAAAUUAAUGGCACAAAACCCAGUGAUCCGAGUAAUAAUAUUCCGGGUAUUGGUGUUGGGUUUAUGCCUCAAGAAUUGGCACUCUUUCAUGAAAUCACUUUACAUGAAGCCCUCAAAUAUUACUGUAGAUUAUAUGGUAUGAGUCGUGAGCUGACACUUUUGAGGAUUGAUUUUUUGGUCAAUUUGUUUGAUUUACCCAAUGUUCACCAUCUUAUAAAAGACUUAAGUUGCGGUGAAAAGCGACGGAUUUCCCUUUGCAUAGCACUCGUCCACAAUCCGCCGUUCCUUAUACUGGAUGAGCCAACAGUGGGAACCGAUCCACUCCUCAAAGAAAAAAUUUGGGAUCAUUUGGUAGAAUUGUCUCAAACAGAGUCGACAACUAUUAUAAUAACCACUCAUUAUAUAGAAGAGGCCCGAAGAGCACACGUGAUAUCUCUUAUGAGAAAAGGCAAACUAUUGGUCGAACAGUCGCCACAAUAUCUAUUGGAUUACUUCUGCGUACAGAAUCUCGAAGAAGUAUUCCUCCGGAUGUGUCUAAACUAUAAGUUGGAGAAUAUGCCACAAAAUUAUUUAGAGAUACUAAACAAUAACUACAAUUCAAACAACGCUUUUAUCACAAAUGAAGUGAAUUUAUUGGCUUUGCUAUUUCAAGUGAUAUUACCUACAUUAAUCAUUGUGCUAAAACACUACUCGUCAAAGUCGAGGGCACUUUCGGCUAUUAAUGAAGAGGAUUUAUUUGGUGCGCUUAUCAUAGAUAAAGGCUUCACAACAGGUUUUAUGAAUAGAUAUGCAUUUACUAACAAUGUGACCGACAAAGACCUGUUUACCAGUACUAUUCAAUUCUAUGGAGAUUUCUCCGAUUUAAUUAUAAUGAAGACAUUGAUGAGAGUCCUAAUGGAGGCCGAAAGGGAUUUUAUGCGGGAAUCGGUCCACAAGUAUAUUACAAAUGGACAAAGAGAUGGAAAACAGGUGCGAAUGUUUGACCCGUUUGUCCGAUUCAUGGAUCCACCCAUCUAUGGCUCAUUGGAUCCCAAUUUUCGCGAUUUCGUGGCCACCGGAGUCAUCGUAUCGUUGAUAUACUUCAUGGCCGUCGGUCUGACGGCACUAACUAUGGGUACCGAACGCAAGAGCGGUCUAUUGGACAGAUCACUGGUGGCCGGACUCCGAUUGCAUGAGAUCCUGGCCUCACAGAUCAUAUUGCAGUUCCUGAUUGUGAUCCUUCAGUCAGUGCUGGUAAUGGUAUUCUCGUUAUACGUGUUUGAAUUGCCACACAAUGGGAGUGUUGUCUAUUCAAUGCUCAUUGUUGUCCUCCAAGGAAUCGGUGGCAUGUUUUUUGGUCUUGUUAUAUCUGCGGUCUCUCAGGAGGAGAACUCGUCAAUAAUGUUGGCGUUGGGAUCAAUAAAUGCAUAUUUCUUAAUGUCGGGCAUUAUUUGGCCGCUCGAAGGCAUGUCUCCCACAAUGAGAUCAAUCAGUUAUCUGAUGCCACAAACUCUGUCCAUACAAUCACUUCGCGAUAUUAUGUUCAACGGCUGGUCUUUAGAUACGAAAUUUAGCAGUAGUGAUGAAGACGUAAAGAAAGACCAAAACAAUGAAUUUAAAACAAAGUUAUCGCAAUCAUCGCCGGAUCCGAUAGACGACAAAAUAGAUUCACUCGAUUGGACACAAUUGAUGGUCAAAGUUCGGUCACUUGUCUACACCUAUGAUAAGAAAAUCAAGUUUAUUAAUAAUCUGAAUAUGUCUGUACCCAAGGGUGCGAUAUACGGGUUAUUAGGACCGAGUGGUUGUGGAAAGACUACAUUACUUCGGAUUAUUCUUGGUUUAAUAAAACCAAAAUCGGGUAAAAUUAAAAUAAAUGGCAGAAAGCCUAGCGAUCCGUUAAAUAAUAUCCCGGGUAUUGGUAUUGGAUUUAUGCCUCAAGAAUUGGCACUCUUUCAAGAGAUCACUUUAUUGGAAGCGCUCAGAUAUUUCAGCCGAUUGUAUGGUCUGAGAGAAGAGCUCAUACUUCAGAGGAUUGACUUUUUGGUCAAUUUUCUCAAUUUACCCGAUUUUGAUCGUCGUAUUGAAAAAAUGAGUGGAGGACAGAAAAGGCGAGUUUCAUUAGCGCUAUCACUCAUACAUAAUCCACCACUUCUUAUACUGGAUGAGCCAACUGUUGGCACCGACCCUCUCAUAAGGGAGAGGAUUUGGGAACAUUUGGUAGAGUUAUCGGAGAGGGAGUCGACGACUAUUAUUAUUACCACACAUUAUAUAGAAGAGGCCCGAAGAGCACACGUGAUAUCACUUAUGAGAAAAGGACGACUACUGGUUGAACACUCGCCUCAACACCUAUUGAAUCACUUUUACGCAAAAAAUUUGGAGAAAGUUUUCCUAAACAUGUGCCAGAAUUUGGAUGAAAAUAUGCCACAAAAUUAUAUCGAGACAAAAGCCAAUAACAAUCAUAACAAUUAUAACAAUAGUUAUGUAACGAAAGCAAAGUUACAGUUAAAUGAUGAGGAAUUUAGGCCCAAAUCUCGAGUCAAUUCGUGUCAAAGAGUAAUAACGCAAACCCAUAAGAAUGGCAUUAUUCUCAUGAGAAAUAUACCUCGACUGUUGUUUCAAAUAAUGUUACCCGCGAUUUGUGUCACUAUAUUUUGCUUAUGUCUCGGAACCAAACCCUAUGGCAUUCAAAUAGCCCUCUAUAACGGAGAACACGAUGAAUCCAUUGUCAGAAAUAAGACAUUUAUCUCAUUAAAUCAUAUCGACCACAAAGAGAUUGAAUUUGUAUAUUUUAAGUCGGAAGAAGAGGCCAUUGACGCGGUCUCUAAUGAUGACGAUAUUCGCGGCGCGUUUAUCAUUGACAAAGACUUUACCACAUCUAUGAUGAGGAGAUUUACCACUGAUUUAAGUUUCAAAGACAUCGACAUCAAAAGGAGUACAAUUCACUUCUACGGAGAUUUUACGGACAUGAUAAUCACUCAAUCGUUGAUCAAAGACUUGAAAGAAGUGGAAGCAAAAUUUGUCAAAACAAUAAUUAGUAAAUAUAUGCCAAUGAAUGAGAAUCUGGUAAAGAAAUUGCAGACCAAAAUACUGGAACCGUUGGUGCAAUACAUGGAUCCGGCGGUCUAUGGCUCGAUUGACGCCAAAUUUCAGGACUAUUUAGCGCCCGGAGUCAUCAUUUCCAACAUAUUCUUCAUUACUGUAGGCAUGACUGCACUGACUCUGGUGUUGGAGCGCAACAGUGGACUACUCGAGCGAUCGCUUCUGACCGGCCUUAAGAUGCAUGAGAUAAUUGCCUCACAACUCAUCCUCCAGUCAUUUGUCAUCGCCUGUCAAACCAUACUAUUGAUGCUAUUCUUGUUUUAUGUCUUUGAGUUGUCAAACAAUGGCAACAUUUUGUAUACGCUUUUGAUGAUUAUAUUGCAGGGAAUCGCUGGCAUGAGUUUUGGUUUAGUGAUAUCAUCGGUGGUGAGCGACGAGCACGCGUCCAUUAUGGCCACUUUGAGCACCUUUUAUAUCUACUUCUUUAUCUCGGGAUCCAUUUGGCCGCUCGAAGGCAUGCCAUCGAUGAUCAGAACCAUAAGCUAUGAUUUGAUACAUAAAGUAAAGGUAAAAAUCUUAGCCGCACUUUUGGGCGUAGCGCUGGCCAACCCUGCCAUCCGAUCGUGGGGUGGACUGGGAUGGGGUGGCGACAACUGGAACAACGGCUGGAGUAACGGCUGGGGUAACAACGGAUGGGCGGGCAGAGGAUGGGCCGGAAACAGUUGGGGAAACAACGGUUUGUACGGAAACAACUGGGGUCUCAAUAGUUGGGGCAAUGGUUACGGCAACGGUUGGGGCCGUUCGCUCGGUUACGGCGUGCGGUCGUCUCCGUCCUGGAAUGGUUGGAACGGUUACAACGGUUACGCCGGUAAAUCUGUCGUCUUGAGCACCGGUUUGGGAGGCGGUCUGGGAUGGGGUCGUGGCCUCGGAAUCGGUGGUGGUUUGGGAUGGGGUCGCGGCCUCGGAUGGAACGGUGGUCUCCGAUCCGGUUAUGGUUGGAAUGGAGGUCUGAGCGCCGGCUGGGGCUGGAAAUAA